Gloeophyllum trabeum ATCC 11539 is the source of this 363-nucleotide messenger RNA. RefSeq lists its product as uncharacterized. The record is from RefSeq and is a predicted model, not a curated record. Lineage: Eukaryota; Fungi; Basidiomycota; Agaricomycetes; Gloeophyllales; Gloeophyllaceae. The transcript is spliced from 2 exons. The annotation marks the transcript as partial.
GGGUGGUUUCCAUCAACAUUCAAAAAGCCGAAGACAGCUUUCACCUUUGUCCUUCUCGACUUUUUCCAUGAACUAAGCUUCCAGAGUAAGGUCAAUGCCUUCGGCUUCUAUCAGACUCUCUUGCAAGUCACAGAUGACUCGGGCCUCCUUUCAUCCCCUGUAAAUUUUCAGCAUUCAGUGCGCCUUUGGUACCAUCUGCACAUGCUGAAGCAUGCCAGACAUGGCCAUGAUCCCAGAGGACCAGAUGGGACUUCAGAAGGGGAACUUAUGGUCAAAUGCCCUGCGUGUCCCCACCCAAAUCGAAAUUUACCUGAAAACUGGGAUAAGGCCAGCUCAUCUUAUGCUCAUGCUAGCAGUGUUUGA